Molecule: messenger RNA, 1534 nt
Organism: Drosophila ananassae
Lineage: Eukaryota; Metazoa; Arthropoda; Insecta; Diptera; Drosophilidae
Product: serine protease gd
Exons: 3
Coding region: 53-1411 (452 amino acids)
Biological process (GO): proteolysis
Molecular function (GO): serine-type endopeptidase activity
Source: RefSeq, a predicted model, not a curated record
CUCCAGCAUCAGUUUUAGCUAAGCCUCGGCCGGAAUCAGACCCUCAAACGCAAUGAAAACCGACGGAUUGACCUUUCUCGGCCUUUCGCUCACUGUGUCACUCGGCUGGGCCCUAAUCGUUCCCCAACAUCAUUGCGAAAAUUACUUUAGUUACAUGAAGGAGUCGAAUGGUAAAUACUUUGGUCUGUUCACAGCACCCAGGGGAGGAAUCAAUAGUGUGAAAUGGGUGGCGGUUUUUAAUGCUGACAAAACCCAGCAGUCACACACGGUCGGAUCACUGGAGCUAUAUCCUGAUAAGGACCAGGCUUUUCGUGACUUGCGCAAUGGCGAACGGACAAAGGUGUCUGUGGAUUUUCAUGACUAUGGGAAUAAGCUGCCAAAGUUGAUUCGAGCAGAGUUUAAUGAAGAGCUGCUCUGCAGUAACCCGGAAUACGAUGCUCCGUCAAGCACAAUGACGCGGGAACGGACCUUCUCCACUUCUGGUCCAGUAAAAACUCAAACUGUGUAUUCACAACCUUAUCCUCGUCCUCCGCAGAGUCAGCCUCUUCCACAAAAUAACUAUAAAUCAAAUCCAUUCCUUCCAUCGACUCCUUUCGUCAAUCGUCCAGCCACUCCAGAGGUGAAACCUCGCAUCGAAGGUGAUUUCGAUGAAUGCGGACGGGAGGGUUUUGCCUUCACCCAAAUCGGUGGUACAGAUGUUGUCCGUGGUCAGUACCCUUGGCUGUCAGCGCUUUAUGUGGGCACUACGAGGGCCACCUACUCGUGUGUGACGUCGGUGAUCUCGAAGCGUACGGUAAUCACUGCAGCCCACUGCAUAUUCGGGAAGCAGACAGAGGAGUUGUGGGUGUACCUGGGACGGCACGAUCGAGACAAAAAUCCAGAGGAUGGAGCCAAGUUAGUUGGUGUGUCAUCUGUACACACACCUGACGAGUACAAAGACAACCGCCUGCCACAUACUGAUGUUGGUCUCCUAAUCCUAGCAGAGACUAUUGAGUAUACACGGUACAUUCGACCUCUGUGCAUGUGGACUUCGGAUAUGAACGUGCCGAGAAACGAAGGCGACUCGGGAGUCGUGGCAGGCUGGGGAUUGGACAUUGACGCCCAAAAGACCCGUUUUCCAAGAAUGGUUACUGUCAAUCUAGUGUCAAGGACAACCUGCCGCAACAAAAUGGGACUGGCUGAAGAUUUCAUCACCGAUCGAACUGUUUGUGCAGGAAAUUCACUGAGUCAUGGUCCUUGUUUUGGUGACUCGGGAGGUGCUUUGAUGAUCCUGCGAAAUAACCGCUGGGUUGUCCGAGGUAUUGUAUCUCUAUCUCCUAGGAAAGGGGAAAUCUGUGACCUUAGCAACUACGUCAUAUACUGCGAUGUGACAAAGUAUCUUACCUGGAUCCGAAGAAACAUGGUGUCAUAAUAAUAUUACCCCAAAGCUUGCCAUAAUGAAUAUGAAUAAGAAAAAAGAUAAUCUUUGAAAAAUGUAGGAAUCAAAAAACUUUCAUAAUAAGAAAUUUUCAAUUAUACCAAAUUAAACCAUAAA